UUACAGUCAGUCCACAGGGCUGGAGAGUUGUGUAUAAACUCUGACACGAGAGGAGAGGAGAUAAAGAGUCUCAGCAGGCUACAAAGACAGCUUUUCACUUAUAGUCAUCAAAUGCAUACCUAAAAAGAAGAAUGUGAAGGAAUGCAUCUUGAGGCUUGGGCUACAUCUCGGAAGAAAGGAGGAAAGCUGAGUGAACCUGAAUACCUUGUUUUAGGUAAGCAGUAUGAACUAUGUAGGCCAGUUGCUGGGGACAGUACGGGAGCUGUAUAAAGGCCUAAAUCAGGCUACUCUUUCUGGCUGCAUUGAUGUGGUGGUGGUGAUGCAGCCUGAUGGAUCUUUCCAGUGCUCACCUUUCCAUGUCCGCUUCGGCAAGCUGGGAGUUCUGCACUCCAGAGAGAAAGUGAUUGACAUUGUGGUUAAUGGGACACCAGUUGAUCUGCAUAUGAAGCUGGGUGAUAAUGGAGAGGCUUUCUUCGUCCAGGAGACCCAGCAGGCUGAUGAAUUGGUCCCUGCCCAUCUGGUUACUUCACCAAUCCCAACUGAGGAACCAAAGUUCUGGGGCCGGGACCCUCAUAUGUGUGAAUCGUGCAAUGAGAACGGAGGAAUAGAGGAUGAGGGGAGCACCAUGAUAAAAAAGAAGAAAAGAAGAAAGAGAAAACAAAAAACAACUGAGCAGAGGAGAGAAGAGUCAGAGAUGUCAUUAAUCUGUGCACAGAGGGAUUCAGCUGAACACAGACAGCAUAUUCCUUCUCGCCACAUAGAUAAUUACCCACUGUCUGAUGGAGACUGGGCUCCAGACACUACGGUGUCAGAGUCUAGCUCUCCCAAGAGUGACUCAGAACUGGCAGUAAGAUCACCAGAAAACGUCAUCCAGCAUAACAAGCAUAUGCAGUGGACAUGGGGAGAACUUCCAGAAGCCACCAAGUUAAGUUGUAGAGAAUGGUCGGAGCCUUCGAAGACAAUCAGCAUUAUACCAACAGACAGUACUCACUUUCGGGUCAUCGACAGCUUAAAAGCCGUGGCAACAGAGAUAGAGCAGAGGACAGAACCUGCUCAGACAAUCAUCAAACCUCAGCCUCAACCUGCCACCUCGAAACAAGAACCUCAGCUACAGCUACAGCCCAUAAUAAGCCACACAGACAUUAAAAUACCCAAACUAAAACCUCUACUACAUGGAUCAGAAUCUCAUUAUUCUGAACCUGACCCUGAUCCUCAAACACAAGGGAACACGUCAUGUCUCUACAAGUCAGAAACUCCAAAUGUGCACCACACAGAGGGUCAGACAUGCAGACUAGACCACCACACACCCCAAACUGAACAAUAUACAUCAAAGUCAAAGUCCUCAGGGUCAAAACCUGAUUCUACUGGUUCAGUGGAGGGAAGCCAGCUACCUGUAUGUGCGGCUCAGACUGAUGCUGCUUGUCUACUCAGGGACAAACCAGACACAACCUGCAAAAGGAAAGGAUUGAGGAAAAGGAGUCAGCAUCAGGGUCCAGAGGACAUCUACCUGGAUGACCUCACUGCAUUAGAACCACAUGUUGCAGCUCGCUACUUCCCCAGAAGUGAGUCAGUGGAACAGUGGGAAGAAGGGUGUGUUCGAUGUGGUUCUCCUCAGUCAGUGGGUAGCGCAGCCGCAGACAGCGGGACAGAUUGUCCCUCUGACUCCACACUGGACCUGCCGACCGUAUCGCUGUCGCUCUGUGGAGGCCUCGGAGACAAUGCUCAUGUUAACAAGGAGAAGUUUCUGGAACAUAUUGUCACCUAUAAGCAGUUUGCUGACAACCCAGGCAUCAUCGAAAACCCAAACAUGGUGGUCAAAAUUGACAACAGAUACUAUAACUGGACUCUGGCUGCUCCACUUAUCCUUAGUAUGCAGGCCUUUCAGAAAACACUGCCCAAGGUGGCUGAGGAUAACUGGGUGAAACAGAAAAUGCCAAAGAAAACAAAUCGCUGGUGGUUCUGGAGGAAGAACAGUGUACAACAGUCAGAGACCCAAAAUCCAGCAAGAAAUACUAUCUGUGAAAACCCACAGCAUUAUCCUGAGCGCCCUGAUCUGCAGCAGAAGGCAACAGCAGACUCGUCCACCGAUGAAGACUCUAAGGAGCUAAACACAGCUGUGUGUGUACAAGUAACAGGCUACACACAUACACACUCUUACAAGAAAUCACUACGGCUCUCAUCAGAUCAGAUUGCGACUUUGGGCCUUAAGGAGGGGCCGAACGAUGUGGUGUUCAGUAUCACAACGCAGUACCAGGGCACAUGUCGCUGUGAGGGCACCAUCUAUCUGUGGCACUGGAAUGACAAGAUCGUUAUCUCUGACAUCGAUGGCACCAUCACUAAGUCUGACGUUUUAGGACAUUUCCUUCCACAGUUUGGAAAAGACUGGACCCAUCAGGGCAUUGCUAAGCUCUACCACACUAUACAUGAGAAUGGCUAUAAGUUCCUAUACUGCUCAGCACGUGCAAUUGGGAUGGCAGGUAUUACUAGAGGUUAUUUACAAGGGGUUAAUGAUAGCGGCACGAUUUUACCACAAGGGCCUCUCAUGCUCUCACCAAGCAGCCUGUAUUCAGCUUUCCACAGGGAGCUGAUAGAGAAGAAACCAGAGAAGUUUAAGAUUGAGUGUUUAACUGACAUCAGAAAUUUGUUCCCUUCAAACUCUCAGCCUUUUUAUGCAGCCUUUGGCAACCGCAGCAAUGACGUGUUUGCCUACAAGCACGUGCAAGUUCCAACAUGCCAUAUAUUCACAGUGAACCCUAAAGGAGAGGUCAUUCAGGAGCUGACCAAAGGCAACAAGACAUCGUAUAGUCGUCUCAGUGAGCUGGUGGAUCAUAUUUUCCCUUCGGUUUGCAAAGAGCAAAGUGCUGCCUUGAAUUACCCAGAAUUUAGUUCCUUCUGCUACUGGAGGCAGCCUGUCACUGUGAUUAGUCAGGAGGAUAUUCUGUUACUCUGAUUGGCAAAGACUGGACGUGAUGUUAGCUGAAACGCUGUUAUUGUUUGUAACGAUUCAAACAUGAGCAUCAUAAUAAACAAGCGUCAAAUCUAUAAGAUCACAGGAAAAUAAAUAUACGAAUAUUAAGCAUGUUUCUAGAUAUGUGUAGUAAGAUAUGUGUACUUGUUCUACUGCAGGAUAAUUGUGCUUAUUUUUUAGUAUUUUAGCCAGCAGAACAAGACCUUUAUAAGCUCUGUAUAUAUUCAAUUCAAUUUUAUUUGUAUAGCGCUUUUUACAAUUGACAUCGUCUCAAAGCAGCUUUACAGAACAUAAACAUAGAACAAAAGGUUAAUAUAAAGAAUAAUAUAAAGAUUAAUAGAAUGCAAAAUUCAAGAUUAAUAUUAGAU
Messenger RNA from Tachysurus fulvidraco (yellow catfish), 3336 nucleotides. Its product is annotated as phosphatidate phosphatase LPIN2. The coding region runs from base 224 to 2950 and encodes 908 amino acids. NCBI's taxonomy places the organism in Eukaryota, Metazoa, Chordata, Actinopteri, Siluriformes, Bagridae. The record is from RefSeq and is a predicted model, not a curated record. Gene Ontology annotation, cellular component: cytosol; endoplasmic reticulum membrane; nucleus. Gene Ontology annotation, molecular function: phosphatidate phosphatase activity; transcription coactivator activity. The transcript has 20 exons. Gene Ontology annotation, biological process: positive regulation of transcription by RNA polymerase II; fatty acid catabolic process; triglyceride biosynthetic process.